AUGUUGUAGACCAUACAGAACACUGUGGGUUGCCAGCUUAUGACCUCAACUUUGGAGCCAAUGGGCAUAUUCCCCAGCUACUUUUAUGAGACCAGCUGAGACUCUGGUGGAAUGUUGAAAGAGUUGGGCACCAAAGCAUCAGAAGAUUAGAUUCCUGGCCUUUCUGCCACUUUUGGAAGAAAGUAAGCUAUCGUUUUAGGGCAAACCUUUGUUUUACAGAUGAGAGAGCCAAAGACUAGAGGAGGCAGGGAUUGUCCCCAGUCAUGCAAGUUAGUUGCUGCACUGGGACCAGACCCUAGGGAUGCCAGCUCCCAGCCCACUGCACCACAUGAACUACUGGUUCAAAACCAGGCUUUCCUGUCUGCCCAGGACACCAAACCUGGCUCCACCAGGAACAUAAAAAGUUUUCCACAAGUUGGAAAGAGAUGCCCUUUCUGACCAGAGUCAAAGUCCCCCUGACACCUGAUUAGCCCAACUUCCCCAUUGGUUCAUGGGAUCCACCCCCUUCAGGGUUCCUCCCCCUACCCUGCAACUCUGUGAGAGGGGUCGUUCCCUGAGAGGCCAAGGGUCACCACGGACCAUGACUGAGUCUAGCAAGCCCAUCCUCUAUUCCUAUUUCCGAAGCUCCUGCUCAUGGAGAGUUCGAAUAGCUCUGGCCUUGAAAAGCAUUGACUAUGAGAUGGUAACCGUCAACCUCAUAAAGGAUGGAGGGCAGCAGUUCUCUGAAGAAUUCCAGGCCCUGAAUCCCAUGAAGCAGGUGCCAGCCCUGAAGAUUGAUGGAAUCACUAUUGGCCAGUCACUGGCCAUCAUUGAGUACCUAGAAGAGACCCGGCCCACUCCGCGACUCCUGCCUCAGGACCCAAAGAAAAGGGCCCACGUGCGCAUGAUCUCUGACCUCAUUGCCAGCGGCAUCCAGCCCCUGCAGAACCUGUCUGUCCUGAAGCAAGUGGGACAGGAGAAGCAGCUGAGCUGGGCCCAGCAGGUCAUCAGUUCUGGAUUUAAUGCUCUGGAGCGGAUCCUGCAGAGCACAGCGGGGAAGUACUGUGUGGGAGACGAGGUGUCCAUGGCUGACCUGUGCUUAGUGCCUCAGGUGGCAAAUGCUGACAGGUACAAGGUGGAUCUCACGCCCUAUCCCACCAUCAGCCGCAUCAACAAGUCACUGCUGACCUUGGAGGCCUUCCAAGUGUCUCACCCCUGCCGGCAGCCGGAUACACCCCCCGAGCUGAGGGCCUAGUUGUCAAACUGCGCCCUGCUGGUGCAGGGGCAGGGAGGGGGUGCAGGAGCGGAAGCUGGGUGGGCUGAAUAGGCCUGGAAACAAGUGAGCCCUCCACUGGAGAGCCAGGAGACUUGAACUCCUAGCCCUUGAAUUUGAACUGUAGCCCUGAAUCUGCUUUCCCACCCAACCUUGCUCUGCCACAGCCCCCUCAUCUGUCAAGUAUGAGUGGGGUGGGGUGGGAGGAUGCCCGGACGGGGGUAGGCAGGAACAUUGCCUACUAUCUGUGUCACGGGGCAGUCGUGAAGAUGAAGUGAGUGCAGACAGAAAUGUCUGGCAAGUUUCCCAGGGAGCCAUAAGGAAGCACCUCUUCCCAUCCCCUCGACUGUACCCAACUCCAAAGAAUGCCCACUCUGAAAUUUGAUAAUUAAACUAAAGCCCAUGCCUCCAGGUUGUUCAGUUAAGGCUGAGCUGGGUUCCAGAAUAUGAACACUCUUCCUAGCUGGAAUCCCCCUGUGUCUGGAAGAGAGGGGAGGAAGUCAGCCAGCCACUUGCCCACCCUCUGGUUGGCCUGGGCCCUAGAACCUAAGGGCAAGGAAGAGAAAUAAUCCCAAAAGCCUGCCUGAGAGAAUCAGCCAAGACUCAGAAGAGAACAGGUAUGAGAAUCAGGAAAGAAAGCAUCCUUGACCAUCUGCAUUCCCUGGGCAAGGAAUAGUAAGUACCUAAGUUCCACUGCAGCACUAAGGGGGUCAUUGACCCUCUCAACCCAGUCCCUCAUCUUCAGGAGCAGCACUCUCCGGACCAGUCCCAGGAUUAGGUACUCAGGAUAAAUCCAGUCGUGGUUGGUCCUAGGAACUGGAGGCAGGCUCCUCUGUGGGCAGUGUGAACUGACCAGGCUGGCUUGGGAGACCAGCCAGGUGACAGUUUACCUUGGACUGCCCUGGAUGGGAGCAAGUUCCCAUGCCUGGCAGUGUUCAGCCAGAACCAGGGUCACCUCUUGGCAGAGGUAUUGUAAGGAGACUGGGGCCCCUUCUGGGAGUGAAAUAAGAUGAAUUUUCUGUCCCAUACCUGAGGUUUCAUUUCCCUGCAUGGCUGAGUUUAAACAAGGAAUGAAGAUAUAUGUCUGGUUCAAAUGGGAACCAUAUUCCUCAGCCAUGAGUCCCUUUUCUCUAGCCCCAGUCCCAGAGCAUUCAGUUCUCCCCUCUCAUCCUUGGCACAUGGGCUCCUCUGUGGCCUCUCCUCCUCUCUUAGAGGACCUAGGUUCCAGGCUCUAGAAAGACCAAAGUGGGCCACUGUUGUUCCCUAGGCGGCCGAGCCGGAGAGAAGCACAGGAUGGUAGAGGAGACGCAGCAGUGGUGAGGGAGACCGUGGGGCCUCCUGUCCUGCCCUGCUGCCAUCUGGACCCUUUCCUCAGAUUACUCCAGACGUGUCAGGCUGCAUAGGGCUCACCUGGGUUUUCUCCAAGAGACCUUUACUUGAGAUAAGAGACCAAUCUCUUUAGCUCAGGGAUCAGUAACGGUCACCUGACUUGGACUUUUGAAAUUGAAGGUGAUUAAAGAUCCUGUGGAUUUUAAAGAGUGAAUGAACACAGGAGGAAGGAGGGCAGCCCCCUACUUCAGGCCAUGCUCCUACACCUCCCAGGUAGUGUGCUCCCCGGCCCUAGAGGGACAGUGGGAUCAGCGGGCAGCAGCAGGCAAGCUGCAGGGGCUAGGUUUGGCCAGAUGGGGGUGCUGCCACCACUUUCCCAGUUAAGGAGGCAGCUGGCUCUGCCUCUCACCAACAGGUGCCUUUGGGAGCCCAAAUAAUCCAAAAUGAUUUCCAGCACUGCUGAGGUUACUAGGUCCCCCCACCCCUUCCUCCUCUCAAUCUCGUUUCCAGGCAACAGAGAAGCCCAAGAGACUUCUGGGAGGUGAGGGCACUAGAUAGACUCCACAUCUAGGACAAGGAACAUGUGCCUAGGUAACCUGAGACCACUCCCCAGCCCUGAAUGAUUCUGCAGGGAACUAGGUGUAAUGAGGGGGUGAACGGGGCUUCUUCCUAGAAGGAAACUAUCCGGUGGCUGUCCUGCUCCAGCCGGUGGUGGAUUUCCCACUUCCCUCCACACUGUCCGCCAGCCUGCGGCGAGCCCUCCCAGGGGACUCCCAUGGGCUGGCAGCUGGGGUGUGGCUGUGUGACUGGGGAUAUGGCAGACGUGGCCCCUACUCUUACUGAGUUUGUGUCCCUCCACUUAUUCCUGGAAAUUCACCUGGCCGUCUCGAACUCCACCACUCAACAUCGUGGGUCUGUUGCCUCUCUGCUUGUCUGUCUGAUCCGAGAUGAUGUCCAAGAGUUGACACGAUUCAAGUCUCCUCCUGAACAGUAUCCAAAUAUUAACGUGUCUAACCUGGGGCUCCACCAGCCAUCCUAAAAGUGGGAGCAAAAGCUGAAUGGAUUUUAGCCUCAUCUAAUGCAGAAAGUCAUUUUAAUAUUUUUCUCAUAGUUCCAGUCCUCUAGUUCAACAGUUUUCUGAUACGUGUCAAAUGUGAGGUGAAAACCAGCUUGGGGUGGGGGGUAGGGUACAGAGACAAACGCUGUGGCUUUUCCUCAGGGCUCAGCAGUCACCCUCGGAGUCUGUGACAUUUCUAAGGCCCUCCUUUGUCAUCUGGUUUCCCCCAAACCCUGAGAAACCUGCCCUUCCCAACAAAAGCAGAUGUGUCUAAGCCAGAGAAACUCACUCCAGGCUCCUUCGAGGUGACUCGCCUUGAAAGUGCUGGGUUCUUCAAGCACCCUCACAUCCACUCCCUGAGCCACCCUGAGCUGUGGCUGACUAACCUCUGUGGUUCUCAGUUGCCCUGGCUGGAGGAGAAUUGUAGCCCAUCUCCUUGUCUCAAGAUGUUUUUGUGAAGAUUUUUGCUUUUUAAAGCUAGACCCUAGGCCAUAGGAGCUCUCCACACAGUCUGUAGCAACAUAAGCUGGUCUCCAGGCUGGGGCUGGGAACCAUCCUUGCCACCUUCUUCACCUGGAACCAAGGAGAGGACCAACCCAGGACCAGCUCAGCUCUCAAGGGCCUGGAGUCUCCUCUCGGCUUCUGGGACCGAGGCAGUAGAGGUGGGGGGAACUGAGGAUAUGGAAUGGGGAGGGCAGCAGAGAGAAGGCAGGCCCUGGGGAGCCACAGCUCAGGAUCAGCUGAGGGAAGGAAAAGGAGUGUGUGUGUUGGCGGCAGGGGGUGGGGCAGGUGGUGUCAGUGGGUUCAGGAAGGACUAUGGCCUCACUGAAUAACCACAACUUGUGAGAGAGGAGAGCAGUCUGUGGGUCUCUAGGCCUGUGGUUUCACAUCAGAGAGGCUAUCGUGUGUUCCAGCCCUGAGCCUCCAUGGAGUCCAGGUCACCAACAUGGGCAGCUGUCCUGCUGCUCAGGAAUGUGGAGACCUGAGAGCUGGCCGGCUUCAGCCCCUCCCCAGAGAGAACCGUCCUCUGGGGACAUGGGGCCGGAUACAUGGGAGAGAAAAGAAGCCUCUUCUCUAUUCCCAGAGGAGCUUAGCUGGGCUCUAGAGAGGAAGAGAAUGCAGCAUUUCUACAUCUUCUUCCCUGAGAGCAGAGCUCCCUCAGGCUCCUCUGGGGCUUCACUCCUGACCUGCCUCUGUUGCCCCAGUACCAAGCAGGGUGACUAGCCCUGCUCCAUAAAUGCAUGUUAAAUCGAAAGUUGUCCUUCCUGUACAGCCGUAGCUGACUUACCCUCUCCCUCCUUGAAUGUCUCUCUCCUCUUCUGGGGACCUUGGAAGAUCAUGAAGGAGCAAAUAUUCCCCCAAGUGCAUAAAGUUUUCUCUAGAGGUCAGACUAAUGGCUUAGAGGCUUAGCAAUAAUUAAGCUUCUAUAAAGGGUUUUGAAAACUACUCCCUCUGUGACUCCCUCAAACCUGCAAAUAAAUUCUUACUUUUAGGGGUCAGGUGUAUCUCCCAAGCCAAAAACCAUCACCUGUUCAGGGGGUAUUUUCCAGGAGGGGUUUCUCCCCAAAGGCUGAGCGAAAGGUAAAAGUCAAGGCCUUCUUCACUGCAACAUCAGUUGUUAGAUCUGUGAAGAACAAUUUGCAGACACCUGAUCCUGAGAUGCUAGGGGCCACAGAGACACCCGAUCUUCCCACAGUGGGAGUGGCCACAGCGGAUGAAGAACAGAUAUUGGAGCGGCCUGAUGCUGGUAAUAGGAUGUGGAGGACCUUCCGAUUCUGUGGAAGUAGUCAGGCCUGGCAAAUACUUUAGAAGGAUGAAAGCAGGAAGGGGGUGCUGCCAGGAAGUAUCUUUGAGAACAAAGCAAAAUAUGUAUGACUUUGUUCGAAAGCAAUUUUACAAAACUGUUACGGAGAGUAGUAAACUUACUGGACAAGCAGUGGGAUAUACAUAUUCAUAAGUAUUCAUUCUAUGGGCCCCUCCUAACGUUUAAACAUAAUUCAUCUAGCUCUUAAAUCCAAGGUCAUAAGCAGGCAUCAUCCCACUUUGGGAGAAUAUCUGAACUAGGAUGGCUGCCGAGUGUGGCCAGAACCUCACGGGUUAAAGGACAUCAGGCUGAGUGUCAGGAGCUGCAGUGUGUGAGCGGCACACAUUUAUAUGAUCCUGAACUAUGUCAGGGUCAGUGAUGUGACAGAUAUGAGUGUCUCUGAAAAUUAGAAAAUAAUCUCCAAUAUGUUACAUGUUAGUGACACUCCAGGCAGCGUACUGAAACACACAACUGAUUAAUCCCUCGCUAUGUGCAGUCUGCCUGGGCUUUUCACUGUUCCUUGUGGUGUAGUUUGUGGGAAGAUUAUAUUCAUUUAACUCC
This is a messenger RNA of Vicugna pacos (alpaca), 6003 nucleotides long. It is a transcript of the gene GSTZ1, whose product is annotated as glutathione S-transferase zeta 1. Gene Ontology annotation, biological process: glutathione metabolic process; L-phenylalanine catabolic process. The record is from RefSeq and is a predicted model, not a curated record. Gene Ontology annotation, cellular component: cytoplasm; mitochondrion. Lineage: Eukaryota; Metazoa; Chordata; Mammalia; Artiodactyla; Camelidae. Gene Ontology annotation, molecular function: maleylacetoacetate isomerase activity; glutathione transferase activity.